Messenger RNA from Magnolia sinica, 912 nucleotides. Its product is annotated as large ribosomal subunit protein eL18y. Gene Ontology annotation, cellular component: ribosome; cytosolic large ribosomal subunit. Lineage: Eukaryota; Viridiplantae; Streptophyta; Magnoliopsida; Magnoliales; Magnoliaceae. Gene Ontology annotation, molecular function: structural constituent of ribosome; RNA binding. Gene Ontology annotation, biological process: translation. The transcript has 5 exons. The coding region runs from base 147 to 710 and encodes 187 amino acids. The record is from RefSeq and is a predicted model, not a curated record.
CCAGCGUUCUACAAAGCGCGGGAAGCCUAAAAACCCUAGAUGGCUGUGAAGUAAAAAAGCGGAGGGAUUUUUCAUUUUCUCGCAGAACCCAUCUUCGCUGAGGAGAAGAGCAGCAGCCGCGGCGGAUCUUCGCAGUAGCAUCCGAAAUGGGUAUCGAUCUAGUAGCCGGAGGCAAAAGCAAGAAGACGAAAAGAACCGCCCCCAAAUCCAACGAUAUUUACCUCAAGCUUCUCGUCAAGCUGUACAGGUUCCUCGUCCGUCGCACCGGAAGCAAGUUCAAUGCAGUUAUCCUGAAGAGGCUUUUCAUGAGCAAAGUCAACAAGGCCCCGAUUUCCCUCUCGAAACUGAUCCAUUUCACGAAGGGCAAGGAAGGUAAGAUUGCUGUUAUCGUCGGGACAGUCACUGAUGAUAUCAGGAUUCAUGAAGUUCCGGCACUGAAGGUGACUGCGCUGAGGUUUACAGAGCGCGCCAGGGCGAGGAUUGUGAAAGCCGGGGGAGAGUGCCUGACGUUUGAUCAGCUUGCCCUCCGGGCUCCGCUCGGGCAGAACACGGUUCUCCUCAGAGGUAGGAAGAAUUCACGUGAAGCUGUGAAGCACUUUGGAAAAGCUCCUGGCGUGCCUCACAGCCACACCAAACCCUACGUGCGAUCGAAGGGAAGGAAAUACGAGAGGGCUAGAGGGAGAAGGAACAGCAGGGGAUUCAGGGUUUGAGUCUCUUGUCAGUCUUCCUCCUAUUGCAAAUUUCCCUUUAUCCAUGAGGAUCUCUAUCUACUAUUAUUCAUGUUUUGCCAUGCUGUGUUUCGAUUUUGCUAGACAGGUAGUAAUUGCAGGAGUUUGCAUUUCUGUUCAUUUGCAGUGGAUCAUUUCUUAAAACCAUAUAGAUACAUUUUAUUUGCAAAUUGUGAUUGCCCUA